UCAUAGAGUCCCUCCAUUUACUCAGCCUUGGAAAGAGAUGCUCAGUUGAGAUCUGUAAAUCCCCAAUGCAGCACUGAUCUUUGACACUAAGGCAUUUAUUGAUGUUUGGCUAGCUAGUUACGGACACUAAUGGACUACCUAUGUGCUGGGAUGUACGGGGCUCUGGCAGUUAUGGAACUUUCAGAAGUCAUUUGCCAUGAUAAAAUGAGAGACAAAAGAGCAAUGGUCCAGAACCAAGCUGGGACCAUCCUCGAAUCCAUUAAGGAGAAUAAUGAGGAAAAAUUCUCAGGUCCAAGAAAGGGAGUGUUGAUCAUUUUGGGUGAUGUUUUCCGAGGAAGUAUUCAGCCACACCAGUAUUUAGUCAUUGGCAGGGAGGGGGUGUUUCUUUGUAUGUCAGACUAAAGGUAGAUUCAUCUUGAAGAAUCUUAUUUAGGACACCGUGCUGCUCUCCAGUGGAAUCCGUAUCAUUUUCUCUUUCCCAGGAAACUUGCAGCUGGCUCUUCUGGCCACAUCGAUCCAGGGUUCAUGAAUUUAUUUCAUGGGGCUGAUGUGCAUCAGGAGUUAACGAUUAAUUGGGCCGCCCCUCAGUUGGGCGUGUGGGACUUUUGCCCUGUUUAGCCUGCUGGGGCUGAUACAACGGCUGGGCAAGGGCAGGAGGAAAGAGUGCCUCUCGUCAUGGCAGCAGCCUUGGAGCAAUUCUGUGGUUCUGUUUUCUGGAACUCUUCUUUGCUGGAUCGUAAUAAUGCCGACCUGCCACUCUGCUUUGAACAGACUGUUCUCAUCUGGAUUCCUCUGGGCUUCCUCUGGUUAUUUGGCCCGUGGCAGCUUCUCUCCUUCUUCACAUCCAAGAUGACAAAAACCUCUGUCACAAGGAUUUACCUCACAAAGCAGGUGCUGACUGUGCUACUCUUACUAACAGCGCUAACGGAACUGCUUUUCACCAUUGCCGAAGACUUGGGCCACCUCCCGCAUCCAACUCCUGCCAGUCGAAACCCUGCUGUCCAGUAUACCAAUCCUGCACUCUACUUCAUCAGCUGGCUACUCGUUUUGAUGAUCCAUGACAACUGUCGCCUCAGAACACGCAGGGACUCUGGGACACUCUUCCUCUUCCUCAUCCUUUCUCUGCUCUGUGGCAUGUUUCAGUUCCAGACUCUGGUCCGAAAAAUCAUACAGGGCUCCGACCUUGAUGUGCCACGUUUCAGCCUCUUCUUCAUCUCCUAUGUGCUUCAGUUCCUCUUGUUGCUCAGCUCUGUUUGUUCUGAUAUUGCCCCCGAAAUGAAGGAAGCUGCAAAGAAAAAUCCAGAGAUCACAGCCUCCAUCCUGAGCUUCUUCACCUUCCACUGGUACAGCAGGAUGGUGGUAAAGGGCUUUCGGAAGCCACUAGAGACGGAGGACCUCUGGGAUUUGAAGGAUAAAGAUAGGACACAACAGAUUUCUGGCAAGUUUGAGAAGAAUAUGAAGUCUGGGGUUAGAAAGGCCCAGCGGGAACUGGAGAUCCGGCAGCGGAAGAAGAAACGUCGUUUUGCAACCACUGGCCACGAGAACGGGUUAAGCAAGGCGCAGAGCCAGGAUGCGUUGGUUUUGGAAGAGAAAGAGAGAAAAGAGAAGAAAGAGGUAGUCACAGAAAACUCCAAAGGUGACUAUGCUAAGCGCUGGCUGAUCACUGCUGUGAUGAAGACAUUUGCUGAUAACCUGGUGAAAUCAGUGGCAUUCAAGUUUGUGCAUGAUCUGCUAGUGUUUGUGAGCCCUCAGGUGCUGAAGCUGAUGAUCACCUUUGUGUCCGAUCCAGAGGCUUACCUUUGGCAGGGCUACCUCUAUGUGCUGCUGCUGUUCGUGACAGCCUUAGUGCAAUCGAUCUGCCUGCAGCAGUAUUUCCAGCUCUGCUUUGAGCUGGGCAUGAGAGUGCGCACCGCUCUUACUGCUGCUAUCUACAAAAAGGCCCUCACAGUCUCCAAUGCCACACGGAAGGAAUCUACAGUGGGCGAGACGGUGAAUCUGAUGUCAGCGGAUGCCCAGCGCUUCAUGGACUUCACCAGCUUUGUGCACCAGCUGUGGUCAGCGCCACUCCAAAUUGUGCUGUCCAUUGUGUUUCUGUGGCAGGAGUUGGGCCCCGCUGUGCUUGCUGGGGUUGGGGUCAUGGUGUUUCUCAUUCCCAUCAAUGCUGUGCUGGUCACCAAGGCCAGGGCCAUCCAGAUGAAGAACAUGAAGAAUAAGGAUGAGCGCAUGAAAAUAAUGAAUGAAAUUCUCAGUGGCAUCAAGAUCUUGAAGCUGUUUGCCUGGGAGCCAUCGUUUCAGAAGCGAGUUGGAAAGAUCCGGGCCCGGGAGCUGAAGGGGCUGUUGCAUUUUUCUUACCUGCAGUCAGUCUCCAUCUUUGUCUUCACCUGUGCUCCUUUCCUAGUCUCUGUGGUAGCAUUUGCAGUGUAUGUGAUGGUGGACGAGAGCCAUGUCUUGGAUGCACAGAAAGCCUUCACGGCAAUCUCUCUCUUCAAUGUGCUGCGCUUCCCCCUUGCCAUGCUGCCAAUGGUGCUGUCCUCCCUGGUGCAGGUCAGUGUGUCUACAGAGCGGCUGGAGCGAUACCUGGGCAGUGAGGACCUGGACACCUCGGCCAUAUGGCAUGAGCCCAGCCCUGCCUUUGCUUUGCAAUUCUCUGAUGCCUCCUUUGCCUGGGAACGAGAUUCUGAUGCCACAAUUAGAGACAUAAACCUGAAAAUUCCACAUGGGCAUCUGGUGGCUGUAGUGGGGCCUGUGGGAUCAGGGAAAUCCUCGUUGGUGUCAGCCAUGUUGGGUGAGAUGGAGAACGUUAAAGGGCACAUCAAUAUUCAGGGCUCCGUAGCAUACGUUCCUCAGCAAGCAUGGAUCCAGAAUGCCACACUGAAGGACAACAUCCUGUUUGGAUUACCCCUGGAUGAAGUCCGAUACCAGCAGGUGCUUGAGGCUUGUGCCCUCCUUCCAGAUCUGCAGCUGCUUCCAGGAAGAGACCUCACUGAGAUUGGGGAGAAGGGCAUUAACCUGAGUGGAGGCCAGAAGCAACGUGUCAGCCUGGCUAGAGCUGUGUACAGCAAUGCAGAUAUCUGCUUGCUGGAUGAUCCCCUCUCAGCUGUGGAUUCCCACGUUGGACGACACAUUUUUGACCAAGUGCUGGGGCCAGAGGGGCUGUUGCGGCAUAAGACACGUAUCCUCGUGACUCACAACCUAAGUUUCCUGGCUCGUGUGAAUAACAUUGUGAUGCUGGUGGCUGGUGCCGUGUCAGAACAGGGUUCUUACAGCACCUUGCUGGCUAAUGGCGGGCCAUUUGCUCAGCUGCUCAAUACUUACGGGAGCCAGCAGGAAACAAUACCGGAAGAGGAAGUCACAGUGGGGAUGGAUGAGGAGCCUGAACUGGACGGAGACCCUGCACCUGGAACAGAAGAGGUGCCAGCUGAUGUGGUGACCAUGACCCAGAAGACUGAGGCCUGUGUCCAUCGAAAAGACUUCUGCCGCAGCCUCAGCACCAGCAGUAACAUGUCUCUUAAGAAGGUCCAUCAAGGCAAUCUGGAAAAGAAGCCAGUAGAGGAGCUGAAGGGGCAGAGACUGAUUGAGAAGGAGGCCAUGGAAACUGGCAAGGUGAAGUUCUCUAUGUAUCUGCAGUACUUAAGUGCUGUUGGCUGGGUACUCUCAACAUGCGUCUUCAUUGGCUACGUAGGACAAGCUGCCGCCUCAGUUGGCUCCAGCCUGUGGCUAAGUGACUGGACAAAUGACGCUCUACUUUUCCAGAACCAGACCUACCCAGCUGCCCAACGUGACCUGCGUGUCGGAGUCUAUGGGGUGCUGGGUACGAGCCAGGCUCUCUUUCUGCUGGCUGCGGCCCUUCUUGCUGCCCGUGGUGCUGUCCAGGCCUCCCGGGUCCUACAUGAGAAGCUGCUCAAUAACAUCCUACGAGUGCCCAUGAGUUUCUUCGACACGACACCAACAGGCCGCAUUGUGAACAGGUUUGCUAAGGAUAUUUUCACAGUGGAUGAGACCAUUCCUAUGUCAUUCCGCUCCUGGCUGAACUGCUUUUUGGGAAUUCUCAAUACCCUGCUGAUAAUCUGCCUGGCGACACCUUACUUUGCAGUUGUCAUUGUGCCUCUGGGGCUCAUCUACUACUAUCUUCAACGAUUCUAUGUGGCCACAUCCCGUCAGCUGAGGCGCUUGGACUCUGUCACUCGUUCGCCCAUCUAUUCCCACUUCAGCGAGACUGUGUCAGGUCUCUCAGUCAUCCGGGCCUACGGACAUGAGGCUCGCUUCCUGCAGCACAAUGAGAAGACUGUGGACAUCAACCAGAAGUGUGUGUACUCUUGGAUCGUUUCCAACAGGUGGUUGGCUGUACGUCUAGAGUUUGUGGGGAAUCUGGUGGUUUUCUUUGCAGCACUACUAGCAGUCCUUGCCAAAGAUGUUUUGGACAGCGGCAUUGUGGGACUCUCCAUUUCCUCAGCACUCAGUGUGACUCAGACGCUGAACUGGUUGGUGCGGAUGACAUCGGAGCUGGAGACCAACAUUGUGGCUGUGGAGCGAGUGCAUGAAUACACAUUGGUGGCAAAUGAGGCACCAUGGGUGACAGCACAGAGGCCACCCCCCAGUUGGCCCCACAGGGGAGAGAUCAGCAUGGUGGAGUAUCAGGUGCGGUACCGGCCUGAGCUGGAGCUGGUUCUUACUGGGAUCAACUGUCAUAUCAAGAGCACUGAGAAGAUUGGUGUUGUGGGCCGAACAGGAGCGGGGAAAUCCUCACUCACAAAUGCCCUCUUCCGCAUCCUGGAGGCAGCUGGGGGAAGGAUCCUGAUUGAUGGGCUGGAUAUAGCAAUGCUUGGACUUCAUGACCUGCGCCAGAAUCUCACCAUCAUACCACAGGAUCCUGUUCUCUUUUCGGGGAGCUUGCGCAUGAACCUGGACCCCUUCAACCAGUACUCAGAUGAAGAUGUGUGGCAUGCGCUUGAACUGGCGCACCUGAAGUCUUAUGUGUCUGGCCUGCAUGAGGGACUCUCCCAUCCAGUGAGCGAAGCAGGAGAGAACCUGAGUGUGGGACAGAGACAACUUCUGUGUCUGGCACGGGCCCUCCUCCGUAAAUCCAAGAUCCUGAUUUUGGAUGAGGCAACUGCAGCUGUGGACAUGGAAACUGACCACCUGAUCCAACAGACAAUCCGAAGCGAGUUUGCUGACUGCACCGUGCUCACCAUUGCCCAUCGGCUGCACACCAUCAUGGACAGCCACAGGGUGAUGGUGCUUCAGGCAGGAAAGAUUGUCGAGUUUGACAGCCCUGAGCAGCUGCUUCAGCAAAACAGCAUCUUUGCAGGAAUGGCAAGAGAUGCUGGCAUUGUAGGUGCUACUUUCACAGUAAUGUAGGAGAGCUGGAGAGAAAGGCAGCAAGAUCCGAGGCAGCCUCGUCACACAUCCCUGUGCUGCAGGCAUCUGGCUGCUGCUUCCUGGGGCCUGCUUCUGCUUCCAUGUGACCGAUCUCGGCAGUAGCAGUGCCACUGCCCUUGGGGUGUAUUUGCAUUGGCCAGUGUCAUCUUCAUCCCCUGGUAUGGAACAGCCACCGGAUGUUUUCCUAACUUGGAGCCAAGCACUGGCUGUUGCUACAGAGCAAGGCUGGCUCUGCUCAAGCUUUGCACGUUUCCUCCCCUACCCCUGUAUCAGCCAGAAGAGAGGUGUUGGAGUUUCCUCCCCCACACCUUGCCUCCAGAGCCAGCUUGGAGGCCUCAGAACAUUUUUGAAACUUCACAACUUCCAUCCAGUUUUCCAUGCUGCAUGGGCCGCCAACUCAAUCAGGUCUCUUGCUUUAGUCUUCUGUUUAUCAUACACUUCCCUCCAGAUUCAUAGUACUCUGGGACAACCAGGCAGCUACAGUUUGUGUCCCCUCUUCAACCAGGCUUCCUGUGCUUGCCUAAGGGUGGGGAAGAGACCUUUAGACCACCUGGUACACUGAAAAGUGAUUAAUAAAUAUCUGGGUACCUAACCCGAGCAAUCCAA
Messenger RNA from Hemicordylus capensis (graceful crag lizard), 5985 nucleotides. RefSeq names its product ATP binding cassette subfamily C member 2 (gene ABCC2). Gene Ontology annotation, cellular component: apical plasma membrane. Gene Ontology annotation, molecular function: ABC-type transporter activity; ATP binding; ATP hydrolysis activity. NCBI's taxonomy places the organism in Eukaryota, Metazoa, Chordata, Lepidosauria, Squamata, Cordylidae. The coding region runs from base 676 to 5358 and encodes 1560 amino acids. The record is from RefSeq and is a predicted model, not a curated record. The transcript is spliced from 32 exons. Gene Ontology annotation, biological process: transmembrane transport.